Molecule: messenger RNA, 3581 nt
Organism: Planococcus citri (citrus mealybug)
Lineage: Eukaryota; Metazoa; Arthropoda; Insecta; Hemiptera; Pseudococcidae
Product: tRNA (34-2'-O)-methyltransferase regulator WDR6
Exons: 14
Coding region: 170-3160 (996 amino acids)
Biological process (GO): tRNA methylation
Cellular component (GO): cytoplasm
Molecular function (GO): protein binding
Source: RefSeq, a predicted model, not a curated record
GAAAUUCGACAACACCGCAAACCGUGACCUUGAACGAUAUCACAUUCCAUAGUUUCAAAAACAAUAACAACAGUACACGUGCAUGCAGCUUUCAUAGUUCGGUUCAAAUUUUGAAAGAAAUUCCAUUUUCUUGUAAAAAUUAGCUGAAAUGUAGCGUUUAAUUUACGCAAUGUCGAUGGUUAAGGAUAAUCGUUAUCUUGUAGAGUCUAAAUUCAUAAAAACCGAUGUCACUGCCAUUGAAAUCAUCAAGAAUUACAUACUCGCAGGUAUUGGAAAUAUCAUACAGGUAUUCGAUAUCUCAACUCUGCGAUGCUGUUACAGUCAAAAAGUAAUCAACGAUCAUCGAGUUCAUGGAAUCCGUUUACAUCGUGGAACCGAUAAAAUAGCAUUUUUUGGAAACCGAGUUGUAGUAAUAGGCAGUAUUAAUUUGACGGAUAAACCAAACAUAUCUAUCGAUGUAGAAUGGGUUGUUGGCGAUUGGGUGUGGGAUUUAUGUUGGACGAAGAAUCGAGGCGAAGUUCUAGUUUUAACAGCUAACAACGUAUUGACUUUAUGGAAUUGGGAAAAUCAACAAAGUAUCAAGACUUCGAUAUGUCAAAGCAAAUGUUUACUAUAUUGCGGACUAAUACUGGGAGACGAUUGGGAAAACUGUAUGAUAAUUUGUGGUACGAUGUUCGAAAGUAUUAUUAUAUGGGCUCCAUCAUUGAAUGAAAAUGGUACCUGUAAAAUAAUUCAUAAGCUAACCGGGCACCAAGGUGCCAUAUUUUCAGUAUUUUACAACGAGAAAUCAAACCGUAUUAGUUCCACUUCUGAUGACAGAUCGGUUAAAGUAUGGCAAGUGAAAUUUACCAGUUCCAGUGAUAAAAUCGUUGACAAAUGGAAAAAUGCAAAAAUUACCUUAUCUCACACCAUUUUCGGCCAUUUAUCCAGAGUCUGGAAAUCUUACAUUUUGAACGAUGCUCGCCUUGUAACAGCAGGUGAAGAUAGUCAAUUGAGGAUUUGGAAUGAGCAUGGUUCAGCUUUGUAUCAUUGGGAAACUCAUCAAGGUGCUUCUAUACGAUGUCUGUGCGUGGACGAGUCCAGUAAUUUGAUCGUUACCGGAAGUAAAGAUGGUGGAAUAUCUUUAUGGCCUUUAUCGGCGAAUUACUCUCAACAGAAUCUUCACUGUACUGAAAUCAAAUUCAAGGAUUCUUUUAUUACCGUAUGCAUGCAGGAUGUGCCACGUCGUUUAAUUCUAACUCGAUCGAAAAAGCUAUUAACGGUUAUUAAUAAAGGAAUGGUGUUGAUACAUCAUGACGGCAAAUGGGAUUGCUUAGUUACUGAUAUAAGAUUCGCUAGCUAUUGUUUGUUUGACAUUUCGAACGAUAGAGACUGUAUUAGUAUGGCCUCUAUUUGCGGGACUGUGGUAUUACUCAAAGAAUUUCCGGAAACUGGCGACAUUCGAGUGAUUUUCGAUGGAAAGAUUUGCGCUGGUAGGAUAUAUUCGUUACAUUGGUUAUCGAAGGAGUCAUUUAUAACGUGUUCGGAAGAAGGACGAUUGGAAAUUUGGUGCAUAGAUUUUGGUACAAAGUCGGUCACAAAACUCCACGAAUUCAUUUUACCUCCUUGUAAAGAACGUUGGCUCACAUCAGCGGUUUCUUGUGACGAGUGUUACGUCAUGGGCGACAGAGAUGGAAGUGUUCAUUGUUAUUCAAAGACUCAAACAGAUCAGUCUUCGCCUCUUCAAUCAUUCCGCAAAAUUCAUGGAAGACUGGGUGUCAGCUUUAUAUAUUUUAAUCCCGAUGGCGAACUGUGUUCUAUCGGCAGAGAUGGCUUCAUACGUUACUGGAAUGUGGUGGGAAAAAGCAUCGAACACGUGGCCUCUGAUAAAUUACCUGUAAAGUGGCCUACUCGUGUAAUCCAUUCGGAAGAUUUCGGAUUAUUAGUUUUAGGGUUCAAUGAGGUUUAUUUUGAGAUUUGGAAUAUCACCGAACGUAAGCAGCUUAUGAUGUAUAAAUGCGGAGGUGGUCAUCGUCCUUGGGAUUUUAGUAUCGAUGAUUUUCUACGAUUCGUGUACAUCAAAGAGAAAAUUAUAUACAAUGUGGUUAUACCUUUAGAUCAACUCGUUAAACCAUCCUGUCUGGAAGGAUUUCAUAUCCGAGAAGUAGAUUGCGUUCGUUAUCUGGAUAAAGAUUUAAUUAUAUCUGGCAGUGAAGAUACGACGAUGCGAUUGUCGUACCUGAGAAAUACCACAUUUACUCCAAUUUCUAUAAUUCGAAGUCAUUUAUCCAGUGUGAGAACAAUAUCAUUUAUGAAAUAUGAUAAUUUCCACAUCGUUGUUUCUGGUGGAGGCCGAGCUCAAUUAAAAAUUUGGAAAAUUUACAAAAAUCAUAAAGGAAUAGUCAAAUAUAACGAGUUAGCUUCGCAUAUGCUACGAUCCGGUAGCAAGAGUCGUAAACCGUGGAGAAACAUGAUCUACACUUUUGAAUUGGAACCUCGUCAUAUGGAUUCCAAAAUACGUCGUGUCGAUGACGAUAAUCUCGUUAUAUAUACCGCUGGAUCUGAUGCAUUUUGGAGAAUUUUCUCGUUUUCGUUAACGUCAAAAGUUCUCAAACUGGAAAAAGAAGUGGAUUACUCGAGUCACUGUAUUUUGAAAAUAAUCUACCUCGAGUGGUCCGGAGCUCAUAUCGUCUUAACAAUGAGUACCGACGGUAAAGUCUCAUUUUGGGACGCCGAUACGUAUAAUAUGUUACAUCAAUCGACUAUUCAUCAAAAUGGUAUCAAUUGCUGCGAUUACAAGCUGCUGGAAAACCAUAAUUUAAUUUUGACCACCGGAGGAGACGAUACCGGUGUUGUUUUUACCUUAUUUCAAAAAUCAAAAUCCGGAAUAUCUGUGAUAGAUCAAUGUAGAAAUGAGAUCACUCACGAAGCUCAAGUAUCAGGACUUGGGAUUGUGAAUGAUCACGUAGUCACUUCAGGUGGUGAUCAAAAAGUGGUACUAUGGAGAUGGUGUAUUAAGAAUGACCGAAUCAGUAUGGAGUUGAUCGCAGUUUAUCAUUCUUUGAUUGCUGACAUUCAUGGACUUGAUAUUAAUUGUAUUGCUGAAAAUCAGUUGGAAGUUUGCGUUUAUGGAGCUGGAAUGGAAAUUGUUAAAAUGAGUUUACCAGAAAAAAGCAAAUAAUUAAAUUCAAAAUUCGCUGCUCAAAAUUUCUAAGACUGAUGUAUAUCGUUUAAGUUACCUGGUUGAAUGAUUAGUCAGAAAAUAUGAAAGAUUUCGAAGAUUUUUAAAGAUUCUUUUACUUUUUAGGAAAUAACUCCUCUUUUUUUGUCUCCCAAAAAAAGCUAGCGUUUAUUUUUUGAAAUGAAAGAAUCGGUUUUUCUUGAUAAAUCUGGCUAAAGUCCGUUAUAUUGUUGAUUUUUACGUGCUUUUUUUAUUGCGCCAUAUUUUUUUACUUUUUUUUAUGGAGAAUUUAUUUUUAAAUGUGAUAUUUAUCGUAAUUUAACGUCAUUUUCAAUUGUUUCUUAUUGUUUUUUUUUAUAUUACCUGAUAAUUCAUUAUUAACGUGAAUUUAUUCGUUUUUUAAUACAUUUUAUAACAUUAA